This is a messenger RNA of Caenorhabditis sp. 36 PRJEB53466, 1575 nucleotides long. The record is from the annotation of a GenBank genome assembly. Lineage: Eukaryota; Metazoa; Nematoda; Chromadorea; Rhabditida; Rhabditidae.
AUGAGGGAUCACUUCUACGACGCCGCGGUUGCGUCGAUCGUCGUUUCGACAUUCAGUCUGGUAGUGGCCGUGUUUGCUGUUCCACUGCUCCUCCACAAAUCGGACAAUGUCCUCCAGGAGAUGUCUGCUUUCUCUGACGGAAUUAAGGUAACAAACAAAAACACCUUUUCAAGGAUAACCUAACAAAUUCGUUUCUUCAGGCUAAAUCGGAUAUGGUGUGGAACGAAUUGAUGGAGAUGAGACAAGGUGACGCAAUUCCCGGCAUUCAAUACUUCUCCAGAAAGCCAAGAAGUAACUGGGCGGGUGGAGCAUUCUGCAAAGGAUGCUACAUGCUCUCGUGCCCUCAAGGAUCUCCAGGACCUCCAGGAGCUCCAGGACCAGAUGGACAGCCAGGAGACGCUGGAAGACAAGGACGUGCUGGAGAUGACGGGUUCGACAUUCAACCUGAAUCCGAACCGGAACUUCCUUGCGUCAUCUGCCCGGCUGGUCCUCCAGGACCACGUGGAGCUCAGGGAGAACGAGGAAUGGCCGGAAAUCCGGGAAUGAACGGAAUGCAAGGACCGAAUGGAAUGGAAGGUGUCGACGGAGGACCAGGACUUCCUGGACCGCCAGGACCAAAGGGAGAAAAGGGACCACUCGGACCAUACGGACCACCGGGAGAUACUGUAAUUGCCGGAGUUGGAAUCAAGGGACCAGUAGGACCUCCAGGACCACAAGGAAUGAAAGGACCACCAGGACCAGGUGGAAAGGGAUCCAAUCAGCCAGGACAACCAGGACAAACUGGAGAAGCCGGAGGCAUCGGAAAGACCGGAAAGAUGGGAGGAUACGGAAUGGAGGGACCACCAGGACCACCUGGAGACCCAGGAAUGCCAGCUUCCUACUGUCCGUCCGACUGCGGUGUCCAGCCAAUUCUCACGGAUAUGUUCCCAACACCGUUCACUCCAAUCAGUGGUUAUUCGAACAUGCAAAGACCUGCCGCUCCAUCCCGUACAGUCGCUCAGCCAGAGUACUCAGAGGGGUCUGCUCCAGCUCAUCUACCGAAGAAACACCACAAGCAUGUUCCACAUCAAUUCGCUGAUCCAGAACUGUAAGUUACAUGGUACAUGGUACGAUGGAGUUCUCAAUUUUCAAUUCCAGCGGUAUCAAUGCUGAUGCAGCUGCCGCUGCUGCCACUUCGGAUUAUGAAGCAUCUUCUGCCGCUCCAGCUUACCAGGGACAUCAUACACCUCAUCAUCACAGACAACCUCAUCACCAGUUUGACCAAGCACAGUAAGCACUGAGAUUAAUGCGGGUUGCGGUUAUUGACCCUAUUUCAGCGCUAACACUAUUGCUGCUGACGCCAUCAGAUCCGUUAAUGCACCAGAGUACGGAGACGGAUCGACCCCAUCCCAUCAGCCACUGCAUAAGAAUCAUGUGGUUCACCCAACCUCCCAACACUACGAGGAUCCAGAGAGAGGCACUGAUACGGCGGCGGCUGACGCUUACGCGAACCGAAUGCACGACUUCCAAGACUUUGAGAGAAAGUGGCGCCGCAAACUGCUGCAGAGACGUCUCCGCAUGAUGAAGAGACAAUAA